Molecule: messenger RNA, 6945 nt
Organism: Pelodiscus sinensis (Chinese soft-shelled turtle)
Lineage: Eukaryota; Metazoa; Chordata; Testudines; Trionychidae
Gene: ESR2
Product: estrogen receptor 2
Biological process (GO): estrogen receptor signaling pathway; cellular response to estradiol stimulus; regulation of DNA-templated transcription
Cellular component (GO): nucleus
Molecular function (GO): sequence-specific DNA binding; nuclear estrogen receptor activity; steroid binding
Source: RefSeq, a predicted model, not a curated record
AUGUCCAUGUGUGCAUCUUCUCACAAGGAGUUUUCUCAGUUACUGCCAAUUCAGGAUAUUGGACGUAGUAAAACAGAAAUUAAAAGCUCACCUUCUGGCAUCAACUCUCCUGUUUAUAGCUGCAGUCAGUCUGUUCUGACAAUGGAACAGAGUCCAAUUUAUAUUCCUUCAUCUUAUGUGGAAAACAGACAUGAAUAUUCUGCAAUGGCAUUCUACAGUCCUACUAUGAUGAAUUACAACAUUCCUAGCAAUUUUAGUGAUUCAGAAAGUGCAUCUGUAAGGCAGACAUCAAGCCCAAAUGUUUUAUGGUCUGCUCCUGGACAUAUUUCUCCUUUGACGUUACACAGCCAGCCAUCACUUUUAUAUGCAGAGCAACCAAAGAGCCCCUGGUGUGAAACAAGACCAGUGGAUCAUGCACUGCCUAUGAACAGAGAGACAUUGAAAAGAAAACCGAAUGGCAGUGAUUUUACGAGUCCUGCUGUGAACAGUCCUGGUUCCAAAAGAGAUGCACACUUCUGUGCAGUCUGCAGUGAUUAUGCCUCUGGAUAUCACUAUGGAGUUUGGUCUUGUGAAGGAUGUAAAGCAUUCUUUAAAAGAAGUAUCCAAGGACACAAUGAUUACAUCUGUCCCGCUACCAAUCAAUGCACAAUAGAUAAAAAUAGGCGUAAGAGCUGUCAGGCAUGUAGACUACGGAAAUGCUGUGAAGUAGGAAUGAUGAAAUGUGGUUCAAGAAGAGACCGUUGUGGGUAUCGUAUCAUACGCCGUCAUCGGAAUUCAGAAGAUCAAGCGCAUUGCAGUGGCAAAGCUAAAAAAAAUAGUGAAAAUGCAACUCGAGUGAAAGAAAUCCUUCUUAGUGCACUUAAUCCUGAACAGUUUGUUUUAACAUUACUUGAAGCUGAACCUCCUAAUGUGUUGCUGGUGAGUCGCCCCAACAAGCCAUUUACAGAAGCCUCCAUGAUGAUGUCUUUGACAAAACUUGCAGACAAAGAAUUGGUUCACAUGAUUGGUUGGGCCAAGAAAAUUCCUGGCUUCAUAGAGCUCAGUCUGUAUGACCAAGUGAGGCUCUUGGAGAGUUGUUGGAUGGAAGUUUUAAUGAUGGGUCUGAUGUGGAGGUCGAUUGAUUAUCCUGGCAAACUAAUUUUUGCACCAGAUCUUGUAUUAGACAGGGAUGAAGGGAAAUGUGUAGAAGGAAUUCUGGAAAUCUUUGAUAUGCUCCUAGCCACAACGUCUAGAUUUCGAGAGCUGAAAUUACAACACAAGGAGUAUCUGUGUGUUAAGGCUAUGAUUCUUCUCAAUUCCAGUAUGUUUUCAUUAUCAGCUGCAACAGAAGAACCUGAAAGCAACAGGAAGCUACAUCACUUGCUUAAUACAGUAAUUGAUGCUUUGGUGUGGGUUAUUUCAAAGAGUGGAAUCCCCUCUCAGCAACAGACAACUCGCAUGGCUAACUUGUUGAUGUUACUUUCUCAUGUCAGGCAUGCAAGUAACAAAGGUAUGGAGCACCUUCUGAGCAUGAAGUGUAAAAAUGUGGUUCCAGUCUAUGAUUUGCUACUGGAGAUGCUGAAUGCACACACACUUCGAGGUCAAAGAAAGUCUGCAGUUACAGAUUCUGACUAUGUCCCAGCAGAACAAACUGAUACUAGAGGCAGUACUUGGAAUAUGGCAGCACAAUAACUUUAUAGUUACUUGGAAGAUCAGGUUUGUAAGAAAGUGUGAAGCAAAACACCAUUGUUUAGAGGUAUAGCAAACUUGAUAUGUCUCAUGAAUCUUAGACAGCUUUUUUGUGUCUGUUUUGUGAACCUACUUUUAGUAUUUGAACAUUCUUUGUGCAUGGUACUCAAUGCUUACAGGUUGACUUGACUGCUUAGUUGUUUUCAUCUAAUACUAAAUUUGAAAAUUUAGUGUCACUGAGAUUAAUGUGCUGUUUUGUACAUUUAUACUGACAAUGUAUAGGUAUGAAGGAUCAAGAAAUUGAUGUUUAUUAUAUGCAUUUAGUAAAAAGAAUGUGAUACAACCCCUUUAUUUUUUUGAAAAUGAUUUCCUAGGCAAUUUCACAAUCUUCCUUUCACUUCCAUUAUAAAUCAAGAAUUUUCUAGCAGUCUUGUCAGGUUCAGGGGGUUCUGGUAAUGCAUUGUACAUACCUGUAGGGAGUGGUAGAAUGAGUAGAGCGGCAUUUCAACUGAGAUCUGCUUUAACUUACAUGACUCAGUUUUGCCCACUUACUUUCAAGAGGAAGUUCCAUGUAAGUUGCAUUGCUAGGGAAGCUCUAUGUUAUGCUUUUGCAAUGCUCUUAAAGGAAUCCUAAAUGAGAGAAGGGAAAAACGCCUCUGGGAGGUGGACUACUCCAUGUGUGGCAAUUUAUCUGCAUUUCACUAAAAACGCAGUCAUAUAAAAUAUCUGUCUUGUUGAUUUCUGCAGCUGUCUAAGUUGCAUUCAGUCUGAGAGGACAUAAUAUGGCCAUAGCCUCCGCUGGAAAAUAAAAUAUUUUUCUAUCAUUUGCUUGUGUAAUAUUUUGUCUCAUGCUGCAAUUAAAUUAAUUAGUCUUUGAUAAUAACACUGGAGAUUAAUGGACUUGACUAGAUACCACAGUGAUUACUUGUAUAUUGUGGUCAUUUAGGUGUGUGAUUAAAUUAGCGGUUGAUUUGAUGCCCAUGUAAGUUGAUGGAGAGACUUUCUGGUGAUUUCUAUGGAAAUUAUGGCAGGCUCUUAAGAGGGAAUUUUUUUGUUCGUUCAUUCACUGGUUUAUGUCACUGGCAUAUUCUGACUAUUAUUCAGGUUUUUUAUGUUGGCAUUUUGAAGUCAGGGAUAUUGUGUUUUACAGGAAGGCUGAAAACACUUGUGUUUAAUGAAUCAGGCUCUGUUCUGUAGACUUGUUUUGAUCUCAUACUAUACCAAAUGUUGAGGACCGUUUUAUUUCAGACUUGUUACUUAAAAAAAAAAAGACAAGUAUACUAGUGCGGCAGCAACUGUAACAAAUGGAAAGAGAAAAUGCAGGGAUAGUUUCGAAUUCAUUGAUGCCUGUUUUGAUUGCAACUGUAGUAAGCACUACAUGUAGUCAGCACUACAUAUAGUCAUCUAAAAUUUGUUAAAAGGUGUGGUUACAUUUUGGCCUAACCACUUGUCCCAUUGGUCUUUUUUCUGUUUGGAAGCUCUGUUUAACUCUAUACGUUCUUUUAAAAAAUUGUAUGAUUGUACAUGAAUCCAGGACUUGUUUUUACACAUUACAAACAUAUGGCCAAAAAAGAAAACUAACUGUUUUAAAAACCAUUUCAAAAUGCCAUUUCCAAGUAUCUUUUAUUUGAUUUUUAGCAGCUUUCAUAUUCAGGAGGUGGUGUAAUUGUAACUUUGUAAUUUUUAGUUUAUUUUUGCUGAAACAAUAUAGAAAGGUCACUUUUCAUAAUUUUUCUCCUUUUAAGUCUCACUUUUUCACUUGCAUAUGUUCUUUGGUGCAAUAGCUGACAUUUAAUAUAGAUAUAUGCAUUUUAUGUUCUGUGGUUAAAUAAUGUACACAAGGAAUCUGUUAAAUACAGUUAGUACUGUAAAAAUAAUUAGUUGCAUGACAAGACGUUUACUUUAUAAAAAAUGAGCAUAUAAUUUCUUGUCUAAGAAGCUGAAUUAAUCAUGGCCUGUAUCUCUCCAAUAUUUUUUCCAGAAUGAUAACAGAUUCCAGUCUCAAUGUGUGACUGUGUCAUCUUUUCUGCUGUGUAUCUGCAUUAGAAACUGGAUUUUUCUCUUAUUCUUUGUUUUUAAAACAUGAAUGAAUUGAGCACUUAUGAAAGUGAAGGACCAGUGAGCAAGCAAUAGGUUAUACAGGUGCUCUGUUUCAUCUUAUUCCUCUCUACUUCAUCCCUUGCUCCUCAGUCCUGGGCUUUCAAGCAGAAAGAUGCUAACAACCCCUCAACUUCAUCUCACAUUUAAGAAUUUUAAAGAGCAUCGGCAUCCUUAAAGGGCAGGCCCUUUAUUUCCAGGGCCUAUUUCUGCAAAUGCACCCCUAUAAUCUAUUUGUGCACUGCAGUAGCCAAAAUGUUUGACUUUAUCGAUUGUAACAUUUUUGAAUUCUGAGUGUUUGAAAAGCAUGACCCAAAAUGCAUGCGCCUGAAUCUCUGAGGUUGUAUUAUUGUCCAUAUGAUACCAUGCAGAUAUAUACUGAAGUAUCCACCCCAAGAUAUAUUUUGGCUCUGGUGUACUAACAAUGUGGUUGUAAUUACAGCAUAGGAUUUUAAUGAACAAAAGGUGUGCCAAAAAUAUGUACUCUGAGGAACCUACAAUGUGAAUGAAACAAAUAUACAUUCAUAAGUUUUUUUUAUAUUUUGGCCAAGAUUUACAAGUGGCUAGUGAUUGUUGGGUGCCUCCACUUUUGAGUGGCCAACUUGAGAUACCUUAAAGCAGUGGUUCCCAAACUUUUUGGCAUCACGCCCCCCCCCCCCUUUUGAUUUUUGAGAAACCCUCACGCCCCUCCCUCCCUCCCAAAAAAAUAGCAGCAAACCUUAGGGUGGGAUUCACAGGGUAUGUGUGUGGAGGGGGCAGGGUUGCCUUAUGCCCCCCCCCCUGGAAUUUCUUCACGUGCGCCCCCCAGUUUGGGAACCCAUGCCUUAAAGGGAUACAGUUGGCUUUUAUCCCAGUCUUUCCUGAAGUUUCUCAUCAGAGGGAGUGUUGAGGCCAGCUGAUGAGAAGACAGAUGGCAUUAUGGGAGGGCUCAGGCUGGCAGAAUGUUCGAUAGGAGCCUGUUCUAGCUGGCGUACCUUAUGGUUACUUUACCUUGUAUGGGGAGAGGUUGGCAGGAGGCAGAAGGAUUUUCCUCCUUUACACUCAGCACAGCUGAGGAUUGUGACCUUAUUAUAAAUAGAAUGGAUGCUUGUAUUGCUGCAGAGGUGAGAGGUUGCGAAUAAUAAGAACAUAUCUAUUUUCCCUUCUUUAAGAAACAGGCAUGUUACAUUGUUGUUUCUAUUCAUAUCCCAUUAAGUUUUUGACUCAGCAAGGAAAUUAACCAUGUGCUUAAGGCUGACACGGUUCCUAAAAUGAUAUUGGAGAAAAUUAUAUAGGCAUAUACAAGCCAAGAAGGAUUGUUGAAGUGUAUACUGAACAUUACAUAUAUUUGUAUAUAAGCCCACAAUUCAUCUGAGAGGUCUUAUCAUAAAUUAUGCUUUAGAUAAUUGCAAUGUUUGUAUAUUUCUUUGAACAACAAAAAUAGCUAGAUAUUAGAAACUUAUCUUUAAUGCUUCAAUACAAUGACAAAUCUAAAAAAAAAAAUGAUAAAAUGGUUCUACUCAUUUAACAUUUUAGCCAUGUAAAUAAAGGUGAAUUUAUGGGCAAUGUUAAAACACAUUCAUUUUUAUCAAAUUUUACUAAUAAUAAAUUGUAGUGAUUCAAAAGGAGUGCUGUAGCAUCUACGCUUUUACUUCUAGCUACACAUAUUUUAAAAAACAUUUGCAGUCAUUGUUACCAAGAGUUAUCUAAAUUCCCGGUGUGCUGUGCUCAGAAUCAGUUCUUGUUUUCUCAAAGCUUUUAGGACUGUCACUUUAGUAAGAUGCUAUUUUUAGUGGUACUGGCUAAAAUAAUGACUUUUCAUAUUUUUUGUGGUUUGCUUUCAUGAAAAGCAGUUAGCAUCUCUGUGAAAUGUUAAUACAGUAUUGUGGUUGUGAAUGUAUGCUGUUUCCAUAGUCUUGUAUUUUAAACCCAGUUUCACAUAUGUAUCUUCACUGAAAAAGUUUUAAAAAUGUUUUUAGAAUUGAAUUUGGUGCCUUUUUAAAUAUUUUGUGAAUGCCAAAUCAAGUGGAAAAAGUUACCUUAUCUCAGCUGCUUUUUACUUCUGUAGACUGAUGGUAUUUUUCCAGUAAUGUGUGUAUUUUAUUGUAGAUUUUUGUGGUGGAAUAAACAAGUAUCAUAUAAAGUGUAAUGUAUUUUUUUGGUAGUAGCAGCUUAUUAAUAAGUUACUAGAAUGAGUAUAAUUUUAAAUCAUAGACUUGAAUUUUCUCUUACAUUAUGUGCCUUGACAUGCCAUAUGUUUUCUUAAAACAUUGUUUUCGGUUGCAACAAUGAAGGAUGAGCUGGAAGUUUUGAGUUAAACUGAUCCUGAUGCAGCCCUACAUCCCAAAAGCAAAAAUAGUUUUCUGUAGUUCACUGGAUCUAUUAGAAAUAAGUGAUCUGUAGUCUGUGAUCCACAAGAAAUGGCUAGUUUCCUGAAGAGCAAAAUAGUUAUUCCUGAAGUCUGUAGUUUUUCUUAUGCCCAGCUUUUCCUCAUGCACAGCAUCUAUUUGCAAAACUUUUAAUUCUUUAUCUUAAAAAAUUAUUUCAACAGCCAGCAGUCCAACCCUAAGAAGGAACCCUACAGUGUCAAAACUAUAAAAGGGUAAUUGUACUCAACCAUGAGUAAAAGUAACUUUUGAAGUCUGAAAGAUAAUUUGAUAAGGUUCCUUUCAACUUAUUGCUUUGGACAUUUUGAGAUAUGAUACAAACUCCUUGUAUAUUAUAUAUCACAUUACCCUGGUAAUUUGAUAGAAUUGUACAUAAUGAAGGUAAAUUGCAAACUAUGAAAUUUUCCAUAGGCCUUUUAAUCUUCUACAGAUUUUCUCUUAGAAAAGUCACUUAAUGGCAUACGCACUGCAUAUUGUCUGUCAGCAAUUUAAAACCAAUAAUUGGCAAAAAGCUUUACAUGGGUGUUUAUAACACACUGGAAAAGCAAAAGGAAAGAAUGGCUCGAUUUGGUAAAGGUGUAAAGAACUAAAAGUACUGAUGCUGUAGACAAGAUAAAAAUAAUCAGCUUCAAAACAAAGUAUAGUAUAAUGGGGUAGGGAGAGGAAAGAGGUGAUAAUCACCUUUCUAACCUACACUGAUAAUGGCUGCGUCUAGACUGGCAGGUUUUUCCGCAAAAGCAACUGCUUUUGCGGAAAAACUUGCCAGCUGUCUACACUGGCCGCUUGAAUUUCCGCAAAAACACUGACAAUCUCA